This is a messenger RNA of Dermacentor silvarum, 8888 nucleotides long. RefSeq names its product rap guanine nucleotide exchange factor 4 (gene Epac). The record is from RefSeq and is a predicted model, not a curated record. Gene Ontology annotation, molecular function: guanyl-nucleotide exchange factor activity. Lineage: Eukaryota; Metazoa; Arthropoda; Arachnida; Ixodida; Ixodidae. The coding region runs from base 2455 to 5466 and encodes 1003 amino acids. Gene Ontology annotation, biological process: positive regulation of GTPase activity; Ras protein signal transduction. Gene Ontology annotation, cellular component: plasma membrane. The transcript has 24 exons.
GCUACAAUCCCCUCCGCGAUCCGGCAUCUGUGAUCUUCCACUCCUGCCGCUUCUGUUCUCGAGCAGCGACGGGUCAGCGACAAGAUUAGGCGGACGACUAACUCAUGAGCUCGAAGUGAAAGCUCGUGUGUGCCCUGAUUCGGUGAGCGUGCUCUUGUGAUCACAUAGGUGUGUCGUGCCUUGAUUCGGGACCUCCUUGCUUCUAUCUAUCGAGGAUUACCACCUGAGCGCAAAAACACACCGGUCUCCUCACGUUCGGUUAACGAAUGCCGCUGUGAAGCGAAAAUAGUUCGACAGCGGAACGGUGUCUUCAAAGGAGCCUGUAACACUUAUGCGCGACCCUCUUUGAAAUGUUAGUCACGUGGUGCCUUCUUCACCGGAUCGGCGGUGGCGUUCCGGCUACUUCGCACGCUAUGACGGGUGAUGUGUGAAAGCACGUUCACUUCUGCGAUGGUAUGUUUUGCUCCUCCCGGGCGUUUAGUACCGUCGCGCGUAUAAACGGGAUGUAUUGCACAAGAGAUUUAUCGGAUUCCGACUCGAAUACAAACUGUGGGAACCUGCUGCAAGCUCCCGAGGAGCCUCGUUGGCGAUAGGAGCUAUCGACAAGAACCACCGCGCGCAAAGCGGCUACGGCGAGUGCACUCGGAAGCAGCGGUGCGUUCAGCUUUCCCGUGAGAAGACUCGCUCGCUUGAUUCCUGCGAGCGGUCGCGGCGAGCUUUAAGCAGUCAACAAGGACAUCGGCGAAAUUCGUACCUGUGUCGCAGUUAUCCCGCCUAUAAACCAGAUUGAAGAGGAGCUAUUCUGUGCUUCACGACUGGUUCCCGAAGUAAGUGCCGUGUUGACACGACGAAAGACAGACGUCUAGAGAGAUGCUAACGACGUCGUUUCGAUUACACCUUCCAACGUAUUCAUCGGCACCCUGAUCACAUCCCGGCUCGAAGACUCGCAACGCCAGGGCCGCAUUCCUUUGACUAUAGGCACCCGCAAAACCUCCGAGCAGGCAGUCGCUGCCGGCUUUCGUCGUGUCCGCGCGCGGUGCGGCGUAGCGGUCGCGACAAGAGCGAGCGGUGAAGAUUGCGGGCGCGAUUCCAUACAGCCCCGUUAACUCGCCGACUCCAGCGUUCACGGAAACCCAGCCAAAGGCCGAUAAAAAAAAUAUACACCCCUCCACCCACGGAGCCGACCUCCGUCACAACCAGCUGAUAAGCGCGCGCCGCCGUACGCGACCCGUAUAUCCGACGACGAGGCGAUCAUAUAGCGCAACGGGAGUACUAUCAAGCGCCUCCCGACCCUCCGUUAUUAUUAUUCCUCGCCACGGCCGUUCAGAUCGCUGACGAGCGAGCGAGAGCGGUGGAGCGCCUGUGCGGGCGGCCGGAUACACUACGCACCGUCGACCCUGUUGUCGUCGAGAGCGGGGGGAGCACCGCGCACGAGGCGAGAAGGGGCGCUGCGACUCUCUUUCUGGCAGGCAGCGAGGACUGUGGACAGCCACGCGUCGGCGACGGCCAGCAGCCGGCAAGCAGGACAGCCGAGUGGACUCUGUCGUCGAGGCCGCCCGGAAACGUGGACGCAUUGUAAGCGCACCGCUCGCCGCACACUCGUCGUCGUCGUCAACGCCGCUGGUUGAUUGCUGCUACUUCUCGCACAGCACUGACUUGUGAAGCACGCGCGCCUCGAGCCCUUUCCGUUCGUGCGACGUUCACUGCUUGCAUUGGCAUCGUGCGGUCUGUGAGCGCCACACGGCAGCUGAAGCAGCAGCAGCAGCAGGGAGGGAGGAGCGACGCAUACGACGCGGCCUGCCUGCCUUUGCCUGCUCAGGCAGCCGUGAGCAGCGCGGCGAACGAACCCCUAUUUCUUUUUUGUUCUCGGAGCAGCGGAGCAGCCAGCCACGGCUCUCCGACGGUCGAGCGUGCAUGCGUGCCGCAUCGAUCACGCUCGUUUGGAAAUGCGAAAUGCUUGCGCCCGAUUGUCCCUCCUCAGGCAUGUGAGACACCUGUUCCACGCCGACGCUGUCGCUGCUGGGGCUCUUUCUGUUGCUUGCUAACACUUCUACGGCUGCCGCUUCUUCCAGUGCUGUAGUUCCGAUCGAAGCUUCGAUCUAACGCAUUGCCCCCGUUUGUACCGUCGGAUCUACUUGCUUCGUUGGAAGUUUGGCCGACGACCGACCAGCGUACGACUCCGAAUUCAUCCAGUGUGACCCAGCGGCUACGUCGCACCUCGGCUCGCCUGUUCGGCUCUCGGUAUUCUUCUCCAGCCAGCGGUGGUGAAGCUAUCGUGAAUUUACGACUACAUUCGAAGCGUGCAGCGCGUGUGGUGCCUCGUUUCCGGCUUGUGUCCGUCCGUGUUUUGUUUCGUGGGCGCGUGAUAGAAAGGGGUCUGUGCGCAGCCGUCGCUUCGCGAGUGUCUGUGGUAGAUAUACGCGCGGUGUGCGUGCGCGUGUUUUGUGCUGUACGAUGGAUACGCCGGACAGCAAGCAGCAGGGAGGCAAGCCGGGUUCGGUGACGUCGUCCAUCCAGUCCGCCUUCAAGGUCAUGAUGAACCGCCACAUAUCGUGGCCCUGGUCGCCACGCCUCGUCUACCACGUUAACCCAAGCGACUCCGUGACACUGUGUACGCUGGGCAUCGGCACCGCGUUCGGCGAGUCCGUGCUCGACAACAGCCCGCACAGUGCCACCGUGGUCACCAACGAGUACUGCGAGCUGCUGAGGAUCGAGCAGAGGGACUUUCGAUCCAUCUGGGAGCGGAACCGGCACCUCAUGGAGGACAUCGUGUCCCCGCUGAGCACUCUUCGCACCAUAUCAGGUUCAACACGGCGACGCGAGAGCCGGGCGCAGUCGAACGGCACACUGCGCACCAUCCCGCCUCCUGCGCCGGCGUCGGCAAAGACACCCGCGGCCGAAACGGCACCGCUGCCCUCACGGCACCCGCCGUCGCCCACCGAGCCGUUUCACACCAACCGACUGCUCGUGUCACAGCCGACGGCCCAGGUGCACCGAGCGGGAUGGGUGCUGCGUACGCUGCUGCUGUUCCAGGCGCCGCAACUGAUCCGCGACCGGAAGUACCACAUGCGCCACUUCCGGCGAUGCAUGGUGGGCACCGAGAUGGUCGACUGGCUGCUCCAGGUGCCGGCCACCCACGUGCGCCUUAACUCGCGCGCACAGGCCGCCGGCAUGUGGCAGGUCCUGCUCGAGGAAGGCGCCAUCAACCACGUGACGCGCGAGCACCAGUUCAAGGACAAGUACAUGUUCUACCGGUUUCGCGAGGACGAAGAAGAGCCCACCAAGCUGCCCACGUCCGAGGACCGUCUGCAGGCCGAAGAGGAACUGCAGGACGUGCUCCUGCUGCUUAUGCAGCUCACGCCGGACGCCGUGCUACGCAUGAUACUGCGGAAGCCGCCCAUGGAGAGGACCCUGGACGAUCUGGACCUAAUCUACGAAGAGCUCCUUCACAUCAAGGCCCUCUCGCACCUCUCCAACAGCGUCAAGCGUGAACUCUACGGGGUGAUGAUCUUCGAGUCACACCCUAAGGCCGGAACUAUACUCUUCAACCAAGGUGACGAGGGCAAUUCCUGGUACAUCAUACUACGGGGCUCCGUCAACGUCGUCAUCUACGGCAAGGGCGUCGUGUGCACUCUGCACGAGGGAGACGACUUCGGCAAGCUGGCGCUCGUCAACGAUGCACCACGCGCGGCGACCAUAACGACUCGCGAAGACAACUGCCACUUUCUGCGCGUCGACAAGGAAGACUUCAACCGCAUCCUGAGGGACGUGGAAGCGAACACAGUAAGGUUAAAAGAACACGGACAAGAUGUUCUACUGCUGCAAAAGAUACCAGCUGACGCAAGAAACACCAAUGGUGCACAUUCUCAUUACAAGUAUAUGGUUAUGGCAGGAACCCCGCAAAAGAUGUUGGAACAUCUAUUAGAAACCCGAAUAGACACAAGAACAGAAGAAUCCUCAGAUACUUUCUUAGAAGAUUUUCUGCUGACUCACGUCAUAUUUAUGCCAAGCCAUCAGCUGUGCCCAGAACUUAUGAAGCAUUAUCGAAUCGAUCUAGCGAAUUCGAGGCAAGAAAAGGAGUUCAUCCUCGCAAACAAGAGACGGGUUGUGCAAUUCGCCAACAGCUGGGCGCUCACGGUCCGGGAAGCCUUUUUCGAGGAUCCCGUCAUCCAGGCUUUUGUAGAUGAGCUUCUAAAGGCGGUCAAAGAGGACAGCACGAAAUAUGCAGGCUGCCUGCAGGAAGAACUCAGGACAAUGACGAGGAUCAUGGACUUACAGGAAAAUGUAUUUCUUUUCAGGUACGUGAAAGAACACGAGUGCUCGGCGCCGCAGCGUUGGAAAGUGGGUCCCUUCGGCCACAUCCGUCACCUGUCGUCCGGAAGCACGACGUCUGAGGACACGGUUGACGUGCACCGGCCCAUCAAACCCAACGACGAGAUAAUCUUCAGGGUCUACUGUGCCGACCACACGUACACCACACUGAAGACUGCGGUGAGCGCUACGGCGGAAUUCAUCAAGAGGAAUGCUGCCGAAAAGUUGAGCCUCAAGGAUGACCUGGUGCUUGUUGAAGUGAAAUCUUCUGGAGAACGUAUCGCAUUCAAGGACUCUGAGGUGAGCGUACCGACCGGUCUGAGUAUCAAUGGAAGGAUCUUCAUUUCGCCGGCAGAUCACCUGGACGCCCUCACGCCUCUGAGCGAACAAGAGGGCCCGGUGGAAGGAACAGGUGCACUUCUGGAGACACUCAGCUCGCACGACAUCGCCUACCACAUGUCCCUCUACGACUGGCACCUCUUCUCCUGCAUACACGAGUACGAACUCAUCUACCAGGUGUUCGGCAGGCAUCAGUUCCGGAAGAUAAUGUCCAACCUGGACGUGUUCCAGAGGAGGUUCAACGAGGUUCAGUUCUGGGUCGUCACUGAGAUGUGCCUGGCGAAUCCGAUUGGCCGGAGAGUGCAGCUUCUGCGAAAGUUCAUCAAGAUCGCUUCCCACUGCCGCGAGUACCAGAACUUGAACGCGUUCUUUGCCAUCGUCAUGGGACUGAGCAACGUGGCCGUGAGCCGGCUGAGCCAGACGUGGGAGCGGCUGCCGGGAAAAGUGAAGCGCACCUUCGCGGAAUUCGAAACGCUCAUCGACCCAUCACGGAAUCAUCGGCGGUACCGCGUGGCUGUGUCCAAGGUGCAGCCACCGCUGGUACCUUUCAUGCCACUCCUGCUGAAGGAUAUUACCUUCUGCCAUGAAGGAAACAAGACCUACAUCGACGGUCUUGUCAACUUCGAGAAAAUGCACAUGAUUGGACAAACACUCCGAUCACUGAGGCACUCAAGAAGCCAAAGAUUAAAUUUGGAACCACCUCCACCAGGAAAAGUUCAGCAAGAUGUCCGAGAGUACAUAAGAACACUCAAGGUGAUCGACAAUCAGAGGAGACUUACACAACUCUCACAUGCUUUGGAGCCACGGCGGCCAUGAAGACGACGCUCCAGUCUUAAUUUAUUCAGACUUAGCAUGCAACGCUAGCCACGAUCUAUGAGACUUCAUUGUUCUCAGCUUCCUUUGGAACUCAUCGUAACAUUGUAGUUUAGGUGUAAAUGCGGAAGCAAAGCAACUCUUCACAUGGUGCAUACAGAAUUGUGUUAUAUAUACAGGUAGGGUUAAGGAAAGCAGUGAAGACCAAUCGUCCAUUUAGAAAAGCCACUUGCCAGCAAAGGAAGAGCUAAAGGUUCAUUGAGCAAGGGCAGGAGGAGGAGGAGUGCAGCUGUCACUACAACUGCUGCUGCCACUGCAGCGCUACAACUACAUACAAGCUGUUUUACUCAUGGUUGUUGCCUCAAGCCAAGACUCCAAUGUUGCAGUGUAUCUGUGGUAAUUUCCCGAUGCUCACUGUUCUCUGCCAGAUGUGAGGCGAAAUGGCAAAGAUAGCAGAAGCGGAAGCUUCAUCACUGGCCUGUUUGUUGUUUUUCAAAUGUUAAUGUUGAAGCUUUGUAGCACCUAAAGAUAUUUCCUGAUACAGUGUACAUUCAUUACAAAGCUUAAUUAAGCUUAGUACCUGUCAUUGGACUCUUUUUCAAUAAAUAAGUUUCUUCACGUAUCAUCAAUAAUAAUGGGCGAUGUUUAUUUCAGGACCCUAGGUAUUAUUCGUAUUAUAUAGUUUAAUUCAUGGGACUAAUGUUCACAUGGACAUAGUAUAGUAUGCUUAAUUUUACCUUCAGGCGCAAAGGAAACAUGCAUCCAGUAAAAUGCUUUGGAGACCAUUAUUCUAGCUACAGUGCAGACACAGCGAUAUAAAUUUAUUAAGGUGGAAAAGGAUAGCCAUUAGGUCAGGACUGUGAUUGCACGACACAUUUAAAAAUAUUUUUCUAGAGAACUUUACAUGCUAUCAAAAUUUAUGUGAAAAGAUCGUUGACAUUUAUGAGCAUGAACGAAGAGACAUCUAGCACUAGAGUACUCAGUGCACGAAUUUAAAGCAGAAAUAUUAUCGUGGUCACUGUUUUUGUCCUCGAAAUCAGUGCGCACGGCAAUUCUUCUGUUGUCUCUGCCAUUUCCAUUUGAUAUUCUCCAUCUUCCCUGGCUCUAUACCAUGCUGCGGCAAGUCUUGAGCUAUUGAUGGAUCCUCCUAGCCCUGUGUAAAGUCCUGAGCGGGUAAAUGGUCUAGAUUUUUGUUUCCCAGAAAACCACAUGUUUGUGAACAAAACUCCUGAGCUGGGGUACUUGUACCUGAACUAUUUUUGAGAGACCGCUUCGUUCCUGGACAGAUUUUUUAUGUAGACCUUUACCCAGAUUCUACAAAAUGUUGUACAUAUGUUUGUACAGUGUAGAAGAAGAACAUAUUUUCAUUUAGUUUUAUUUGUUCUAUAUGUUCUCAUCAUUCCUUGCUGUUGCAUGCUGUUUAUUUAUAACAUGUAUUCACGUACAUCAAGACGAUCCAGUUUAACACCAUUCCAGUUAUUUUUAAAGCUAAAUAGGUCACGUGUCUUAAUUUUUAUCCACUCCACACAGAAAUCAUGCAUGCUCUUUCUAGUGCUUUACAUUCAGGGUGACGUGCAUAUUGCAGCUAACAAUAUGUCAAGUAAUCUUCCUCAUCCUGUUCCUCUUGGGGAAAAACAGUUUCAUGGUAGAACCUGCCCUCAAGGUGAAAGUGACGUGAACAAAGUCAGACUGCGUCACAUUAACAAAUCCAUCAAACACCCAUGCUAGACACUUACACUAUCCAAAAGCAGGUUAUUUGCCAAUCUAACAUGCAUCACAACCACAACAUUCUUUCAAGAAUUGCCAGUAAAAUUUGUUGGUUGCCUUAAAGUAGGUGAAAUAGAAAUAGACUAGAGAUUUGUGAGGGGUAUUUCAGAAAAAUUAGACAAGAAUACCUCAGCGCAAUAGUAAUUUUUCACUAGUCUCUCAUAGGUGGUGUAAAAAUUGCUUAUUGAUGAAAAGGCACAAUUGGAAGUUAUGAAUUCUAGCUUCCACCAAGGUGAUAUUAUAAGUACAUGUGACCAACAUAUGAAACAGUGACAAGUUCAGUGUGCUCACAAUAUGCUUUUGAACUGUUUCUUUAGUAUGUGAGUAGACAGAAGGGAAUCGUGUGGCAUUUUCUAUUGGUUGAAAACCUAGCAUGUUCCGUAAAAAAGUGAACAAGGUAAGGACACUCAAUAUCAUGGCUAAAUUUGUCUGUCACCAGCUGUCAUCAAUUGUUCAUAGCUAGUAGUGCUUCUGAACUGCUUUGGUGCAGUCCCACAAAUUGAGACACACAGGCUUCAAUGUUUUCUGUGCGGUGGGCAGGUUCUGCACUCGGGAGUAUUGAAGGGGAGGGUAAACAUUGAUCAUAUUCAUAGCCUAUGUGUAAUCCCGUUUGAUGAAUGAUUAUGUGCCGAACCUUGAGUUGUGCAUGUUUGAAUUGGCUUGUUUCUCGUGAACAUUGUACAUCUCCGUGUAACCGUAUUCAUACAAACUGCACUGCAACCUUGCAGGUCGCAUACAGAGCACGCCAGUGCAAAUGAGUGUAUUAAUGUGCACCCAAGCAAACCUAUGUUUUUCACCGUGCAAUGCACUGAGACACCUUUUCACAUCUCGGCUUCAGCAUUGCACUUUUUGUUCUGGUGUUGAAGAACCUAAGAAAAAUGUAACAGCAAUAUAGCUAGCCAUUUGAACCCACUAAACAAGACUGCAGAGAAUAUUCGAACUGUGGAAAAAAAGAUCUAUGCAAACUAGAACGUAGAUGACUGCCUGAAGUUGCUUUCUCGCAACUUGGUGUUAGGGUUUUGAAAUUGCUGUUCAGAAUUUUACCGUGUGGUUGGCAAAAAUUAGGCAGCCUACAUAUGUAUUGCAUGUUUCUCAGUGUUACUUGAGUAGUGACACCAUCGGAGCUUAAUUUAGGCUCACUGACUGCACCUUUGUAAUCUGCUUAUCAUGCGUUAACUCUUCCUGUUCCAUUUUUCUUUUCUCAUUCAUUAUUCUGUCACUACUAACAUGCUUAAAUGUAUAGUAUUUCACGCGAGUCUGUGUUUCAACACUGUUCCUCAUCGUCAUUGUUUUCGCUCUCGCUAACUAUAGCUUGUUUUUCUUCUAUCUUUGAAUGACACACCUGAAUGCUGCCCUUCUGAACAUUAAUUGUUAGCUGUGUGACUAUGUACGUUUUAUUCCAUGCUGAACCAACCGAAGAAUCCAGCGUUUUCAAACGUUUGUCUGUUUUCAUGCAUGCAGUAUCUGCUUAGGUGUGUACGAGAACAAUGUGACGUUUAAAAUAGAUUUGUGAACAGUUGUAAAAUACACAAAUCUGUGUGUGUAUUUAUAACCAAAAAUUUUGUUUCUCCCAUAUAAAUAUGUAUAUUCCUCAUGUAAAAUAUGUUUUGAUAUUUGUAUGAAUAUACAGUAAAUACAUAGCGUGGAAAGGGAAAAAA